Penicillium angulare is the source of this 1020-nucleotide messenger RNA. RefSeq names its product NAD(P)-binding protein. Lineage: Eukaryota; Fungi; Ascomycota; Eurotiomycetes; Eurotiales; Aspergillaceae. The transcript is spliced from 2 exons. The record is from RefSeq and is a predicted model, not a curated record. Bases 1 to 1020 code for a protein of 339 amino acids.
AUGGCCCUAGUUUAUGCUAAAGACCAGCCCCAGGGCUUUUCCAAUACCAUCGAGAAGAUUGCUUUCGUCGGCGCAGGCGGCCAAGUUGGAAAAUAUUUGGUUGAGCCCUUGCUGAAGACAGGCAAACACGUUGUGACGGCAAUUACUCGUCCGGGCAGCUCAAGCAAGCUUCCAGAUGGUCUCAAAAUAGUCAAGGUUGACUAUAACGAUGAUGACGACACUGAGCUAGUAGAAGCGCUCCGUGGCCAGCAGGCUUUGAUCAUUACGAUGUCACUGGCAGCUCCACCAGACACCAUCAGCAAGCUCUCGAAGGCAGCUGCCAAAGCAGGAAUACCAUAUGUUCUCCCCAAUUGGCUUGGUAUCGAUGACGGAAACAUCCCGCUAUGUGAUGGCGUUACACUGAGUCAAAGCCGCGAAAAAAUACAGACUCAAUUCAAAUCUUUUGUAGACACUUCGUAUAUCUUCCUGGUUUGCAGCUUCUGGUACGAGUUCAGUCUCGGCGGAGGGCCAUACCGCUAUGGUUUCGAUUUCAAGAAUCGCUCCUUCAUCCAGUUCGAUGACGGCACUGUGAAAAUCCCAACUACCACCUGGCCGCAAUGUGGCCGAGCCAUCGCCAGCCUGCUUAGUUUGAAGAAUCUCCCAGACGAUGAGAACGACAAAUCGCCGACCGUGUCUCACUUCGCGAAUGCUUCAGUUUAUGUUACUAGCUUCCGGGUCAACCAGCUUGAGAUGUUUGAGAGCGCGAAACGCGUCACUGGUACCACUGAUGCUGACUGGACUAUCACCCACGAAACUGCCGAGGCGCGAUGGACUGAUGGGCAUGAGGCCGUCCACAAAGGAAACUAUGCUCUUUUCCCCAAGAUGCUUUACAGUCGUAUGUUUUUCCCGAAUGGAGAUGGUGCUGUUCUGACGAGCGAGGUCCACAAUGAUAUUUUGGGUCUCCCUGUCGAGGAUUUGGAUGAGUAUACGGCUAUUGCUAUUCGCAUGUCUGAGAAUGAUGAGUUGGCAGAGACUCAUUAG